AAUGUUAGAAUUGAAUGCAUUAAUAUUAGUUCAGCUGUUAUGUGCUGCCACCUAGUGACCCUCUUUGGGAUAGUUGUCCAUAUGUUAAUUAUACACAUCAUUCAAGGUUAAACCUCCCCCUAAAGUUCACAGGAAGUGGAAGAGCAUCCAUUUUGAGCACACACAGGCAGCUCACAAGAAGAGGGACAGACCCUAGGAUCCUUCACCCUUACACAGGCCCUGGUUACAUAACCGUCUUUUUACAAAAUAAACUCUUCAUAAGGAUAAAGCUUUCAAGUUAUUCAACUCACAGAGCAGUCUGAGUAUUCUUUGCUGAGUCUUAUGUGGAGUGUGUUAAGCUGGCUGGUUAACCUAUAUUACGCAAGGCACAGUAUAGUGUGGAAACAGUACAGUAAAAAGACGGUUGCAGCAGACCUGUAUACAGAAGCGACUGCAUCCUAAACAUGAGUCUGAGAUCGGGGAAGAAGUAUAUACCUGAGGAUGGGCCCCCCAUGAGACAGCAUGGCAGGGAGAAAGCUAGCGCCCAGCAAGAUGAGUUACGGUCACAUGUGUCCAAAUCAUCUAGGUCUAGCAAGAUGUCUGCAGCGAGUUCCCUAGCACUCAAAACACGAGCGAAGGCAGAGGCCACACGUGUACAGCUAGCCUUUGCAGAAAAAGAAGCUAACGUGAAAAGAGAAAUCGCAGAAAAACAGGCUAGCAUGAAUAGAGAAAUGGCAGAAGCAGAAGCAGAGCUGCAAAUUCUGCAGUGUCAGAGAGAAGCUGCCGCAGCAGCAGCUGAAGCUGCGGUCUACAUAGAAACAUAUUCAUCAGAAAGUGAGGGAACCCAUGAAGGCCCAGAAAUGCCGGAGAAACCUCUUUCCCCUGCAGAACGUGCAAGUGAGUACAUUCAGUGGGUUUCUAGUAUGCCAACCACUGAACGGUCGAUUAAAACUGAGCCAGCAGAAGUAUAUAGGCCUAAGCCGGCAGCAGUUACAAGUACACCAAGGCAGCACUACAGCGCCAGUGACGUCAAACCAGCUAUAAAAUAUCCAGCAGAAUACCCAAGAGACAGAAUUCAGAGUUUCCCAUUGCCUCAGCCUAAAGAUUGUGCGCCUGAGCAACAAUGCAUACAAGAUAUCACUAAAUAUCUGCUACGCAAAGAAGCAGUUAACUCAAGCUUCAUCAAGUUUGAUGACUCCCCUGAAAAUUACUGGGCCUGGAAGUCCUCCUUCCAGAAUGCAAUCAAAGAUUUGAACCUUUCAGCCUCAGAGAUGCUUGACCUGAUGAUAAAAUGGCUAGGCACAGAGUCAGCCGAACAUGCAAAAAGUAUGCGCAGAGUGCAUUUGUUCAACCCUUCAGCAGGACUUGAUAUGGCUUGGCAGAGACUAGAGAAAAAAUAUGGCUCACCUGAAGUAAUUCAGCGAACAUUACAAAAAAGGUUAGAUGCCUUCCCCAAGCUGACCAACAAAGAUGCCAAAAAACUAGAACAAUUGGGAGAUCUUCUUCUGGAGAUAGAGUGUGCCAAAGAAGAGGGAUAUCUGAGAGGUUUAACAUACUUGGACAAUGCUAUUGGUCUUAAUCCCACGGUGGAGAAGCUACCAUACCACAUGCAAUUAAAGUGGGCAUCUGUCGGAACCAAGUAUAAAGCAGAAACAGGAGAAGAUUUUCCCCCUUUCUUUGUGUUUUCCAGGUUUGUGCAGCAACAAGCACAGAUGAAGAAUGACCCCAGCUUUGCCUUUUACAGCAACCGAGAUCAAUCACCUAAACCUGAAAGGCCUUACAGAUACCACGGUAAGACCUCUGUGUCCACACACAAAACAUUUGUCCCUACAGAAACCUCACACUCUCAAGCCAGCAGCAAGGAGGGCAGUAUAGAGAGCCCUGAUAGACAAUGUCCAAUUCACCAAAAGCCCCAUCCUUUAAAAAGGUGUAAAGGAUUCAGAGGCAAACCUAUAGGUGAAAGAAUGUAUUUUCUCAGACAGAAUGGCAUCUGCUUCAAGUGCUGUGAAACCACCAAACACAUAGCCAGAGACUGUAAAAUAUCAGUGAAGUGCUCAGAAUGUGGCAGUGAGAAACAUAUUGCAGCUUUACAUCCUGACUUACCUGCGCCACCAGCAGAGACUGUACAAGCCAGGACAGAUCACGGCAGGGAGCUUAGUGACAGCUCACCUCCUCCAGUAAUGUCUAAGUGCACUGAAAUCUGUGGCACAGGCAAGAGCUUCCGAUCAUGCUCUAAAAUAUGUUUAGUGACUGUGUUCCCCUCUGGACAAAGAAAGCGAGCAGUGAAAAUGUACGCAGUCCUCGAUGAACAAAGCAACCGAUCUCUUGCAAAGUCAGACUUUUUCAACAUCUUCAACAUUAAAACUACUGUUGCUCCAUACACUUUAAAGACUUGUGCAGGCGUUACAGAGACUGCAGGCAGAAGAGCCACAAAUUUCAUUGUUGAAUCCUUUGACGGGAAAACACAGCUCCCUUUACCAGCAUUAAUAGAAUGUGAUAUGUUACCAGAUGACAAGGAAGAAAUCCCUUCUCCAGAAGUAGCUUAUUACCAUCUCCACCUCCGUCCAAUUGCUAACCUCAUACCAGCUAUUGAUCCUGAGGCUUCCAUACUUUUGCUCUUAGGAAGAGACAUUUUACAAGCACACAAGGUGCACGAGAAAAUCAAUGGUCCCUUUAAUGCCCCUUACACACAAAGACUUGAAUUAGGAUGGGUAAUAGUAGGAGAAGUUUGCCUGGGAUCUACACACCAGACUAAUAGAGUCAGUACCUUGAGAACAUCUGUGUUGCCGAAUGGGCGUACCACCUUGUUGAACCCAUGUCAGAACAGGUUCACAGUCAAAGAAAGUUUUGAUAACCUAACGCAUUUCAGUGACUCUUCUGUGUGCAGCCAAGAAGACAUCAGCUUCAAUCCAGAGACUGAUAAGCUAGGAACAACAGUGUUUCAAAAAUCAAAGAAUGAUGACAAGCAAGCUCUAUCCAUAGAAGAUCAAGUGUUUCUUCAGAUCAUGGACAAAGACACCUAUCAAGAUGACAGCCACAGCUGGGUUGCUCCAUUGCCUUUUCGUACACCCAGGUGUAAAUUGCCUUCCAACAGAGAGCAAGCCAUGGUACGUCUCGCCUCACUUCGCAGAACUCUGCAUGGUAAGCCAGGAAUGAAAAGAGACUUCACAGAGUUCAUUAAAAAGAUGCUGGACAAUGAUCACGCUGAGAUUGCAAGACCACUGGAACAAGGUAAAGAACACUGGUAUCUGCCGAUGUUUGGCGUUUACCAUCCACACAAACCUGAUCAAAUAAGAGUUGUAUUUGACUCCAGUGCUGAGUGUGAAGGCGUCUCUUUAAAUAAUGUACUGUUAAGUGGCCCUGACUUAAACAACACAUUGUUAGGGGUUCUCAUACGCUUUAGGAAAGAACCUAUUGCCUUUACAGCAGAUGUGCAACAGAUGUUUUACUGUUUCUUGGUGAGAGAAGACCACCGAGAUUAUUUAUGUUUUCUGUGGUACAAGGACCAUGACAUAGACAAAGAAGUAGUUGAAUAUAGAAUGAGGGUCCAUGUCUUUGGAAACAGUCCCUCUCCUGCUGUUGCUAUAUACUGCAUGCGUAAAGCUGCUCUGACAAGUGCAGAACAAUUUGGACAAGAUGCCAAACACUUUGUGUUGAGACACUUCUAUGUAGAUGAUGGACUUGCAUCUGCCAGCACCCCGGAGAUAGCGAUUGACAUUCUGAACAAUGCAAAACAGAUGCUGGCAGAAUCUAAUCUGAGACUUCAUAAAAUUGCAUCAAAUAGCACACAGGUCAUGAACACCUUUCCUGCUAAUGAUAGAGCUAAAGAAGGACCUCUGCCUGGGUACAGACACCCUGCCCCUUCAGAAAAGUUUGGGACUGAGCUGGGACCUAGAAAGAGACUCUUUCGUCUUUCAGCACCUGUAACUAUAAAGGGUAAGGCACUAGUUCGUGAACUGUCAUCUAAAAAAUGUGAUUGGGAUGCAUUACUCCCACAAGAAAAACUACAUGAGUGGCUUCUAUGGAAGGAAUCCUUGCAAGCUUUGGAACACAUAGAGAUACCCCGGUGUUAUGUGUCUACUCCUCUGUCAGCAGUAAGUAGAAAAGAACUGUAUGUAUUUUCAGAUGCAUCCAACACAGCGAUAGGUGCUGUAGCCUACUUGAAAACAAUUGAUGUUUGCAAUAAGUGUUCGGUUGGAUUUGUUAUGGGAAAGUCUAGGUUAAGCCCCAAACCAGCACACACAAUUCCACGUCUGGAACUAUGUGCGGCUGUUCUAGCAGUAGAGUUGUACGAGCUCAUCAGAGAUGAAAUAGAUAAAGACUUAGAUGCUGUGCGAUUCUUUACAGAUAGCAAAACUGUACUAGGUUACAUCUGCAACACCUCCACAAGGUUUUUCUUGUAUGUUGCCAACCGAGUGAAUAGAAUCAGGCAAGUAACCCAUCCUGAUCAGUGGGCUUAUGUGCCAACAGAACAAAAUCCUGCAGACUAUGCUUCAAGGCCUACAAAAACUAUUCAUCUGCAGAAUUCUAUAUGGUUCUCAGGCCCUCCAUUUCUCUACCACACAGACAGAGAGGAGUUAGGCAAUUCAGCAGAAAAUUACCCACUUAUAGAGCCUGAAGCUGACCCUGAAAUUAAACCUACAGUUGCAAGCUUCAACACCAAAGCUUCUGACAUCUUCCUCCAUUCACAUGUCUUUGAGAGGUUUUCUGACUGGAUGUCGCUGUGUAAGACUAUUGCCAGACUUAUCCAUGUAGCUAAGAGUUUCCAGAAAGAGCCAAGCAAUAUACACUGUAGAGGUUGGAAAUGUUUCCCAGAGAAAGUCAACUCAGAGGAGAUCUCGCAGUCUAAAGCUACAAUAAUCUCUUCCGUUCAGCACGAAUAUUUUAAAAAAGAGUAUACCUGUUUAAGUGAGCAUAAAGCACUUCCAAAGCAAAGUAGGCUUAAGAAACUCAGUCCUUUUAUUGAUAGAAAUGGACUUAUGAGAUUGGGCGGCCGAUUGUCCUUUGCGGCACUGACUGAACAAGAGAAGCAGCCUGUCAUUAUACCUCAUGAUCAUCAUAUUGCCAAAUUGAUUGUGAAACAUUACCACAAUAAAGUGGCACACCAAGGGCGUCACAUAACAGAAGGCGCAAUCAGAGCUGAAGGUUUCUGGAUCCUUGGCGGCAAGCGUCUGAUAUCCGCAGUGAUCUACAAGUGUGUCAUCUGCCGUAAACUGAGAGGGAGAUUAGAAAGUCAAAAGAUGGCAGACUUGCCUGAAGACAGAGUGACUCCUGAACCACCAUUCACCAGUGUAGGCAUUGAUAUUUUUGGUCCAUGGUCAGUGGUGACCCGCCGCACAAGAGGAGGUAGUGCUGACAACAAACGCUGGGCGGUUCUCUUUACAUGUCUGUCAACAAGAGCUGUACACAUUGAACUGAUCGAAACUAUGUCAGCUUCCAGCUUCAUCAAUUCUUUAAGGAGAUUCUUCUCAAUUCGUGGUCCAGCAAAGUUGCUCCGCUCUGACAGGGGAACAAACUUUGUAGGAGCUUGUAAAGAAUUAGACAUUUGCAUAGCUGACUCAGGAGUACAAGACUAUCUUCAGAACAGAAGAUGCACAUGGAUUUUCAACCCUCCACAUUCAUCUCACAUGGGAGGUGCCUGGGAAAGAUUGAUAGGUGUAGCCAGGCGUAUUUUGGAUGCAAUGUUACUCCAAGAUAAGUAUACACGUCUAACCCAUGAGACUUUGAGUACCUUUAUGGCAGAAGUUAUGGCCAUUAUGAACGCUAGACCUCUGGUACCAGUCUCUUCUGACCCCGACAACCCCAUGGUUCUUACUCCUGCAAUGCUCCUGACUCAGAAAGUGAACUCUUUGUCAGCCCCUUUUGGUAAAUUUGAAACAACAGGACUUCAUGUAAAACAAUGGAAGCAAGUUCAAAAUCUGGCUGAUACUUUCUGGAAAAGAUGGAAAAGAGAGUACUUGUCCAACUUGCAAAGCCGCAGAAAGUGGACCCAAAAUCGCCCAAACAUCCAAGUGGGUGAUGUCGUGUUAGUGAAAGACAGUCAAGAAAGCAGGAAUGAAUGGCCUGUGGGACUCAUCAUCAACACUCUGCCAAGUAGAGAUGGCAGAGUUAGGAAAGUGGAAGUAAAGAUUGUCAAACAAGGGACUGCCAAAACGUAUACAAGGCCAAUUUCGGACAUUGUUGUUCUUGUUUCUGAUAAUACUUGA
Xenopus tropicalis (tropical clawed frog) is the source of this 6185-nucleotide messenger RNA. RefSeq lists its product as uncharacterized. The coding region runs from base 444 to 6185 and encodes 1913 amino acids. The transcript is spliced from 3 exons. The record is from RefSeq and is a predicted model, not a curated record. Gene Ontology annotation, biological process: DNA transposition; DNA recombination; DNA integration. Lineage: Eukaryota; Metazoa; Chordata; Amphibia; Anura; Pipidae. Gene Ontology annotation, molecular function: endonuclease activity; nucleic acid binding; nuclease activity.